UUCGUUACUGAUGUUCUGUCAAAUAUUUUCAGGACAACAGCUUCUGCUCGGACUAGCAGUUAAUAAAUAACAUGUUUUUAGAAUAAUUUUUACUUUUUUUGCCAACUGGACAGUACAUCUCCCGAGUACAUGAGCCGGCCGGAGACUUAACGAACAGUUAACAACAACAAGACGUCAGCCAGCCGCUAACUUAGCUCACUGGCUAGCCGGCUAGCUUCCGAGUUAGCAGCUUAGCUGGGUCCACCAGCUGACAUUAGGAUGGCGUCGCCGUUCAAAAUCCCCAAGAAGAAACAGCCAGUCGGUUCUGACUCCGCCCACGUGCACAUGCAGUCACCGCUGUCCCGCCUCCAGAGCGCCACACCAGGACUGAAGCAGAGUUACGGGGAUCAGUCCAGCAGAGGGGGAGCUGGCAGGAUGCAUGCUGGGAACUCUCUGGGCUCCUCAACAAACAGACAGAGCACACAGCCUCUCUUCAGGAACGUGGUCAAAAGCCUGCUGGGACUCAACAGCCCAGACAGACGAGCAUCAACAGCCAAUCACAGAGCAACAGGAAGCUGGCGCCACCAAUCACAGCCUGGCCAGAGAGCUGAGUCAUCCUCGGCCUGUGUCUCAAACGGAUGGCGUCCUAAGAGAGCGUCAGACCGGCUGCUGCAGCCUGAUGUGUCCUCAGAGCCUCUGUCUCCACCACCACAGAAGAAGAAAAGUGAGCUUUGUGCCUCGUCCCUGUCGACCAGAAGCAUCUCUGUGGAGUCUCCGGACUCGCUGGCGGAGCUGCGAGGCGAAGGGCAUGCUGGGAGUUUGGGUUCACUGACGCCGGCAGAGAGAACGUGGAGACGAGUGAAGUUCGGCGGAGGCGCCGCUGAGGGGAAGAGCGACGGAGGAAACGCCGAAGAAGCUCCAAAGCCGCAGAAGAAGAACUCGUCGGGGACGUCAGAAUACGACUUUGCGUCUCCGCCCAGAACCAGAAACAUCCGCGGGCCGUCUCCGGGGACCCCUUCGCCGAGGACGACGGCCGACAGGAGGCGGAGUCUGGACAGGACGGCGUGGCUCGCCGCCGGCGGCGACCUGAAGGAGGAUCCGAGGGAGAAGGAGAGACAGAGGUGGAGGCAGUUCAGAGAGCAGAAGACGUCCAACAGGUCGGCCGUCCUGCAGCUCCGACAGAAGAAACCCAAACACGCCCCGACAGAACCCAUCGUGCUGUCGAGCGAGGAGGAAGAGGAGGGUGAGGACGGUGGAGAUGGAGGGAACAGGACGUCCCAUCACAGCGGCCGGGUGGAGAAAUCUCCUCUGGGAAACUCGGACCAGAUACAGGCUCGGCAGGCCGGCCCUUCCAAAGGUGAAGUGGACGAAUGUAAGCCGUCGACACCUUUGUUCCUGCAGCUGGAGUUCAGCUCGCUUCAUGCCGGCCUGACGCACGCCGACGCCAAUGGCGAGAUGUUGGUCACUGAAAACGGCAUCACUAUUCCCGUGAAAGGAGCUGAGGAGACGGAGGUCGUCGUGGUGGCGUCUCAAGUUCGGGGUUAUGGUGUUUGGGACGGCGGCGUGGCUCAGGGCGGGGCUCUAUUGGCCGGGUGGAAAGGUCCCGCCCCCUCACUGCUCUUCCUGUGGGUGACUGACGCUCAGGCCGGCCUCCUGCAGACGGAGCUGUCCGCCAUCCAGACCUCCACCUCCGCUUCAGGCCCAUCGUGCUCCUUCCUCCUGCUGGUGUUGAAGGAGCAGCUGCAGGAGCUCCAGGCCGCCUUGCUGGCCUCCAUCCUGGACAUGGAGGAGUACAGGAAGGGAUGCUCCUCUUCCUCCGGCGGGCCGACCUCCCCUCUGGAGUGGACCGAUGGGCUGCUGCUCCUACACAGCAGUCCUCCUCCUGUGGACCAGCACCUCCUCGGACUGCUUGGACUCUCUGCAGAGAAUUCCAGUCAGGUGAGGAACAACCGAAGAAAGUCCAGUCUGGUUUCCUCUGGUCAGCAGCAGCUUUCCACCAGGCUGAUCCAGUAUCCGGCGGCGCCCUGUAAAGGCCGGAUCACAGUGACAAAGGAGGACCUGGCUUGUCUGGACAGCAGCAAGUUCCUCAACGACGUCAUCAUCGACUUCUACCUCAAGUAUCUCUUCCUGGAGGGAGUCGGAGGCUCGGUGGCCGAACGGAGUCACGUCUUCAGCAGUUUCUUCUACAAACAGCUGAGCAGACGUCGAGCGGCCGGAGAGAACGACGCCCCGUCUGUCCCUGAUCGACACACGAGGCAUCAGAGAGUAAAGACGUGGACCCGCCAUGUCGACAUUUUCACCAAAGACUUCCUGUUUGUGCCUGUUAACCAAGAAGCUCACUGGUACCUGGUGGUGGUCUGUUUCCCGGGUCUGGAGGAGGUUCAGUACGAGGAGUUUCAGGGCGUGACAGGUGGACCACAGCGAGCUGCAGGAAAACCAUCCGUCAGUCUGAGAUCACAGCAGCCGCCGGAGUGCAGUCGGCAGGGCUGGCAGAGGGACGCAGUGUUAAAGAGGCCGUGCAUUCUCGUCAUGGACUCGCUGAAGCUGUCGUACCACGAGAACGUCUGCAGGCUCCUCAGAGACUACCUGCAGGUGGAGUGGGAGGUCCGGAGGGGGACGCCUCGUCUGUUCACGUCCGACAGCGUGAGGAGCUCCAGCUGCCGGGUUCCUCAGCAGGACAACAGCAGCGACUGUGGUCUGUACCUGCUGCAGUACGCCGAGAGCUUCCUGCAGAAUCCCGUGGUGCACUUUGACCUCCCGUUACGUUUGGACCACUGGUUUCCGCGGCAACGAGUCCGACAGAAGCGCGAGGAGAUCCGGAGUCUGAUAAUGAGGAUGCACCAGAGUCAGAAUGAAGAAAACUGAAACCACAAGGACCAAAAAAAAAAACCUCCAAAACACACCGAGCCGUUAAUUCACCUGUGCAAUAAAUAAUUUAUAUUUUUUCUAAGUUGUUAAUAUGUUUUUACUUUGCUGUCAAAGAACUUUAAAUGUAAAUAGAAUAAAACUUCUUACACAAA
Messenger RNA from Chelmon rostratus (copperband butterflyfish), 2999 nucleotides. RefSeq names its product SUMO specific peptidase 7b (gene senp7b). Gene Ontology annotation, biological process: protein desumoylation. The transcript has 22 exons. NCBI's taxonomy places the organism in Eukaryota, Metazoa, Chordata, Actinopteri, Chaetodontiformes, Chaetodontidae. Gene Ontology annotation, cellular component: cytoplasm; nucleus. Gene Ontology annotation, molecular function: SUMO-specific endopeptidase activity. Bases 259 to 2844 code for a protein of 861 amino acids. The record is from RefSeq and is a predicted model, not a curated record.